Molecule: messenger RNA, 1580 nt
Organism: Aspergillus caelatus
Lineage: Eukaryota; Fungi; Ascomycota; Eurotiomycetes; Eurotiales; Aspergillaceae
Product: translation initiation factor eIF2 subunit alpha
Exons: 4
Coding region: 161-1087 (308 amino acids)
Cellular component (GO): eukaryotic translation initiation factor 2 complex; eukaryotic 48S preinitiation complex; eukaryotic translation initiation factor 2B complex
Molecular function (GO): RNA binding; translation initiation factor activity; ribosome binding
Source: RefSeq, a predicted model, not a curated record
GUCUGCCGUUAAUCUCUUUUUUCUGUUGAUCCAACCUCCUCAACCUCGUGCGGAAGUUUGUACAGAGGACAGUUCCUUACGGGGCCUUUUGACUUGAAUUUCUUUUUCCUCGAAAAGUUCGCCGUUUAGCUUUGCCUCACAAAGGCGCAACCCCGCCAAAAUGUCGUUAACGAACAGCCGUUUUUACGAGGAGAAGUACCCGGAGGUCGACAGCUAUGUCAUGGUCAACGUUAAGCAGAUCGCCGAAAUGGGCGCAUAUGUGAAGCUUCUCGAAUACGAUAACAUCGACGGAAUGAUCCUGCUUUCCGAACUUUCGCGGAGACGUAUUCGUAGUAUCCAGAAGCUCAUCCGUAUCGGUCGCAACGAAGUCGUCAUCGUACUCCGUGUUGACAAGGAGAAGGGAUAUAUUGAUCUUUCUAAGCGACGAGUCUCCCCGGAAGAUGUUAUCAAAUGUGAGGAGAGGUAUAACAAGAGCAAGGCGGUGCACUCUAUCAUGCGUCAUGUCGCAGAGGCUACUCAGACUCCCCUCGAGACACUAUAUCAGAACAUUGGAUGGCCUCUGAACCGGAAAUACGGCCACUCCCACGAUGCCUUUAAGAUCUCCAUCACGAACCCCGAUGUGUGGAACGAUGUUGAGUUCCCUAGCGAGGCCGUGAAGAAGGAGUUGACGCAGUAUAUCAGCAAGAGGCUCACACCCCACCCCACCAAGGUUCGCGCCGAUAUUGAGGUUACUUGCUUCGGUUAUGAAGGAAUUGAUGCGGUCAAGGCCGCUCUGCGUACUGCCGAGGAGGCCAACACUCCCGAUAGCCAGGUCAAGGUCAAGCUGGUCGCUCCUCCUCUGUACGUCUUGACCAGCCAGUGCUUGGACAAGGCCAUUGGUAUCAAGCAGCUUGAGGAAGCUAUCCAGAGGAUCGAGGCCAAAAUCAAGGAGGCCGGAGGUGGCUGCAGCGUCAAGAUGGCACCCAAGGCCGUCACCGAGCACGAUGAUGCCGCACUCCAGGAGCUCAUGGAGAAGCGUGAGCGUGAGAACAUGGAGGUCAGUGGUGACGAGAGCCAGUCUGAGAGCGACGAGGGCGUUCCCGAGUAAGCAGCCCAUAGUACGCCUACAGCGCCAAUUUAGGCCCCUUGGGCCCGAUUCGAAAGAGGAAAAUAUCAGAAAAUUGCGAUGUGUAGUUGAACAACACUGAAUACGAAGGCUGGUUAUGAGUACUGGUUUGCAAGGAUGGGGAAAAGUUCAAUAGAAGAGUUUCAAAUGUGACACGAUUUAUGAGACGGGAGACGGUUCAAUAUGCUCAUGGGCAGAAUUGAGAUCAACAGUGGUGCUCGGGGUCUAUGAGGAUGCGAGUCCAGCAGUCAAUAUUGGGGUUGCUUUUACCCCGUCAGAGACUGUGGUUGUCUCGUCGUUUCUCGUCUAGAGAUUAUUGGUCAAUCAUCUGCCUCUGUUGGUGACUGAGCUCUGGUUCGCUGGGGAACUCGAUUCCGCAUUCUCAUGUACAUAAGUUUCUUUGACCUGCGGGUCAAGAUCGGUGGUACCUUGUUAGACACCUACUAUCAAAACUUUCUUCUUUUUUUUUUGGUCA